AAACAAGGGAGUGACAUCAUUGGAAAGAUGGCUCUGACCACAGGGUGACAAAGGCAGAGCUGCGAGAAGACUGUUAGGACCACCAUAGUAAUCAGACAAGAGAUGAUGCCAUAACUAGAGAGCGGCAGAGGGCCAAAGAGAAGUGGAUGCAUUUGGACAGCUGCCAGUGCCCGACCCAUUCUCAUACUUACUCCCAAGCUCCUGGACUUUCACCUUCUGGGAAAACAACAGAUUAUGCCUUUGAGAUGGCUGUUUCAAAUAUUAGAUAUGGAGCAGGAGUUACUAAGGAAGUAGGAAUGGACCUACAAAACAUGGGUGCUAAAAAUGUUUGUUUGAUGACAGACAAGAACCUCUCCCUGCUCCCUCCUGUACAAACAGUUAUGGAUUCCCUAGUGAAGAAUGGCAUAAACUUUAAGGUUUAUGAUAAUGUGAGGGUGGAACCAACUGAUAGAAGCUUCAUGGAAGCUAUUGAAUUUGCCAAAAAGGGAACUUUUGAUGCCUACGUUGCUGUGGGUGGUGGCUCCACCAUGGAUACUUGUAAAGCCGCUAAUCUGUAUGCAUCCAGCCCUCACUCUGAUUUCCUAGAUUAUGUCAAUGCCCCCAUUGGGAAGGGCAAACCUGUGUCUGUGCCUCUUAAGCCUCUGAUUGCAGUCCCAACUACGUCAGGAACUGGGAGUGAAACUACAGGAGUUGCUAUUUUUGACUACGAACACUUGAAAGUAAAAACUGGUAUUGCUUCCCGAGCCAUCAAACCCACACUGGGACUGAUUGAUCCUCUGCACACCUUGCACAUGCCUGACCGGGUGGUCGCCAACAGUGGCUUUGAUGUGCUUUGCCACGCCCUGGAGUCCUACACCGCCCUUCCCUACCACAUGCGGAGCCCCUGCCCUUCAAAUCCCAUCUCCCGGCCAGCAUACCAGGGCAGCAACCCCAUCAGUGACAUUUGGGCCAUCCACGCACUACGGAUUGUUGCUAAGUAUCUGAAGAGGGCUAUCAGAAAUCCUGACGAUCUUGAAGCAAGGUCUAAUAUGCACUUGGCAAGUGCUUUUGCUGGCAUUGGUUUUGGAAAUGCUGGUGUUCAUCUGUGCCAUGGGAUGUCUUACCCAAUUUCAGGCUUAGUGAAGACAUACAAAGCAAAGGAUUAUAAUGUGGAUCACCCACUGGUGCCUCACGGCCUUUCUGUGGUGCUCACCUCCCCAGCAGUGUUCACUUUCACGGCACAGACGUCUCCUGAGCGGCACCUGGAGACAGCAGAAAUACUGGGAGCCGAUACCCACAGUGCCAGGAUCCCAGAUGCUGGGCCUGUUUUGGCAGACACGCUCCGGAAAUUUUUAUUCGAUCUGGAUGUUGAUGAUGGUCUAGCUGCCGUUGGUUACUCCAAGGCUGACAUCCCCGCGUUAGUGAGAGGAACGCUGCCCCAGGAAAGGGUCACCAAGCUUGCACCACGCCCUCAGUCAGAAGAGGAUCUGUCUGCUCUGUUUGAAGCUUCAAUGAAACUGUAUUAAUUUUCAUUUUCACUGAAAGAAUUACCAUUGGCCACCAUAGUUCUGAAAACAGAAGUUAAUCUAGCCAGAGCUUUGUCUUUUCAUCUCCACAUGUAAUUUGCCUGUUUGCAGUUUGAAUGUGAUAUAAAUUUAUCCUGCAGAAGAUUCCUUGAUGCUCAAAGUAAAGCUAUUUCCAUAAAAUAGGCUGGACAAAUCUCCACCAUGUGCAACAUUGGGCCAGACCUCAGGAGUCCGUGUUCCUGCCCCAAACCUCACAGACUGCCACUGCUCCAUUUAUCAAAUGGGUAAAUCCAUUUAUCAAAUGGGUAAAAAUUCAGUAUGUAUCAAAAAGGUAAAUGUAUAUAUUCUAUGUCCAAUCUAGAAACUUAUCCUACAGAAAUACUAGCACAAGAAAUAUGUCAAGGAUAUUUCUGGCAGCACUGUUUUCUAAUUAUAAAAAAUGUGAAAGAAUCUAAAUAUUUAUUAGUAGCAUAUAGAUAAAUCAUACUAUAUUAAAUAAUGGAAUGCUAUUGUGCCAUCAGUAAGAAUGAGAUAAAUAUACUGGAUAUAUGUCUAUGAUACUGCAAAAUUGGUAAAAAGUAUCUUGCCAAAUAAUUAUAUAUUAAUAUGGUCUGA
Manis javanica (Malayan pangolin) is the source of this 2120-nucleotide messenger RNA. It is a transcript of the gene ADHFE1, whose product is annotated as alcohol dehydrogenase iron containing 1. Gene Ontology annotation, cellular component: mitochondrion. Gene Ontology annotation, molecular function: alcohol dehydrogenase (NAD+) activity; metal ion binding. The record is from RefSeq and is a predicted model, not a curated record. NCBI's taxonomy places the organism in Eukaryota, Metazoa, Chordata, Mammalia, Pholidota, Manidae.